Molecule: messenger RNA, 622 nt
Organism: Quercus lobata
Lineage: Eukaryota; Viridiplantae; Streptophyta; Magnoliopsida; Fagales; Fagaceae
Product: protein ABCI7, chloroplastic-like
Exons: 3
Coding region: 16-399 (127 amino acids)
Biological process (GO): iron-sulfur cluster assembly
Source: RefSeq, a predicted model, not a curated record
GUGAAUUAUCAACAUAUGCAGUCGUGCUAUUCUUGUGUUGAGGAAGCAGCUAGUACAUAUGAGCUUGUAGGGGUGAGCAGUGGUGGAAAAUUGAGCCGACACAAUGUCCAUAUUCAGCAAUUGGGCCCAGAGACAGUGACUGAGUUAUCAUCGUUGCAUUUGUCUGCCAGUGAUCAAACACAAGAUCUACAUAGUAGACUAGUCAUGGACCAUCCACGAGGUUAUUCUCGACAACUUCACAAGUGCAUUGUGGCUCAUUCUCAAGGACAAGCUGUAUUUGAUGGGAAUAUAAAAGUCAACAGAUAUGCACAACAGACAGAUGCAGGACAAUUAACAAGGAGCCUGCUCCUUGAACCUCGUGCAACUGUGAAUAUCAAUCAAACCCCAAUCUCCAAAUAAUUGCUGAUGAUGUCAAAUGUUCCCAUGGAGCUGCAAUAAGUGACUUAGAAGAAAGCCAACUCUUCUACUUCUUGGCACGUGGCAUCAACUUAGAGAAAAGCUCUUCUCUUCUCGUUUGGAGCCGAGGUGGUAGAACGGCUGCCUAACCCUGUCAGAAAGGAAGUUGAGAGUCAUAUUAGAGAAUUGCUGGAUCCUACACUUAAAGGAUCCUCAUAAUGAGAGA